UUUUGACCUUAUUUUUAAUUUUUAAACAUUCUUAGUAAAUUGUAAAUUAAUUAUAUGGAGAAAAUUAUACACGUGCUAAAUUGUGACGCGAUCUACAGAGAGAAAUAAGCGUCCCACUGGCACCUCAAAUUACCUAUAAAUACUGGGCCAAACUUCCCUCAGCCAGCUCGCUGCUUUCUGCAUGAAUAUGGAGCUACCCAAUCGUUUGAGCAAAGAACAAGAAGACUCCAUCAUCAUCUCCACUCUUCAACACGUUUUAUCUGGUGCCACGUCAUCAACUGAUGAAAUCAGCAGCUUCAUUCCUAUUCUCCAAGGUUCUGGGACCUGUCCUGUUUGCAACAUGGACUCUGUUGAUUGUCUUGGCUGCAAUUUCUUCGGCACUGUCCAAGAAGAUGUAGAAGAAGAAGAAGCAGAGGCAGUAGCAGAAGUAGAAGAGACAGCAGGUACAAGUGAGAGGAAGAAUAAGAUUAAAAAGAAGAAGAAGAACAAGUUCAGGGGAGUAAGACUGAGGCCAUGGGGGAAAUGGGCAGCGGAGAUACGCGAUCCAUGGCGUGCAGCUCGUAAGUGGCUUGGUACUUUCAACACCAAAGAGGAGGCAGCGAGAGCGUAUGAUAGAGCUGCAAUUAAGUUCCGUGGACAUAAAGCUAAAACCAACUUCCCGCUAUCCAACUAUGUCCAAAUGCAGACUAAAGAGAGUGAAAAUAAGGAAAUGAGCUAGACCAGAAUGUAGAGGAGAAAGAACAGUGAAGCAGAGAGCAGUGAGGUAGCAGAAGAAAAAAAACUAACCUUCCUCGGUACAAAUUGUUUUUCCCGUAAACCAAACUCCUCUGAACUUCACAGAAUCUGUGCCAUCUUGGAGACUAUGGCUGGGCACCAUUUUGCAGGAAUAAGAACAGUAAUCUGGUUAAUGAUCGAGUGUGCUGUAAGCCAGCUUUAUCUAAGCUGCAAGGAUCUAGGAAUUCAACCUCUGCUUUUUGUCUGUAAUACAAACUAUUUGUAUUUAAUCAUGUUAGUCGUUGUCUUCCUUGGGAUCAUGAGGCCCUCAUUAACCAAGCUAGGGAGACACUAUUCUUCAGAACAAAGAAAUAAAUUUACGUAGUUUUUCCAUUUUUUAAAUUCUAGAGACUUAUAGGA
Messenger RNA from Ricinus communis (castor bean), 1134 nucleotides. Its product is annotated as ethylene-responsive transcription factor ERF109. Gene Ontology annotation, biological process: regulation of DNA-templated transcription; ethylene-activated signaling pathway. Gene Ontology annotation, molecular function: DNA-binding transcription factor activity; DNA binding. The coding region runs from base 182 to 718 and encodes 178 amino acids. The record is from RefSeq and is a predicted model, not a curated record. The transcript has a single exon. Lineage: Eukaryota; Viridiplantae; Streptophyta; Magnoliopsida; Malpighiales; Euphorbiaceae.